Medioppia subpectinata is the source of this 285-nucleotide messenger RNA. The record is from the annotation of a GenBank genome assembly. Lineage: Eukaryota; Metazoa; Arthropoda; Arachnida; Sarcoptiformes; Oppiidae.
AUGGCACAAACUGAAGCGAAUCCUCAGUCGGGCACUACUGUGAUGGCCAUAGAGACGAGUCCGUAUCCCAUGAAUAUGAUGUGCACACACUGUGGGACACAAGUGGUCACUCAUACUGUGCCGACACCGGGAGUACUUGUGUGGUCUCUGUCUGUGCCUCUUUGUUAUUUCUGGUUCUGUUGCUGUUGUCUCAUCCCGUGGUUUGUCUACGAGUGUCACGACAUUGAACACCGCUGUCCGCAGUGUCGCACACAUUUGGCCACUUAUCGUCGGUGCUGUCGCUAA